AUGAAGGACCCCUUCCCCAUCGCGCCGUUCCCCGCCCUCAGCGACGCCAUCAGGCCGUGGGCCGACUACUUCCAUCUGCCGACCCUCCCGCUGCACAUCCACGAGAUCGUCCUCGGUGCCCUUUUCUACCAGUUCGUCUUCAGCCUCGUCGCUCCGCGCCUGUCGAGCCGCCUCUUCCCCGCCAAGUAUGCCGCCCUGUCGCCGUCCAGGAGGCUCAACUGGAACGUCCACGUCGUGUCUUUCGUCCAGAGCACCCUCAUCAAUGUUCUGGCCCUAUGGGUCAUGCUCGUCAAUGACGAGCGCCGGAACAUGGACUGGCAGGAGCGCGUCUGGGGCUACGACGGUGCCUGUGCCAUGAUACAGGCCCUCGCCGCCGGCUACUUCCUCUGGGACCUGAUCGUCACCGCCACCAACGUCAGCAUCUUCGGCCCGGGCAUGCUGGCCCACGCCGUCAGCGCUCUGCUCGUAUACUCCCUCGGCUUUCGGCCCUUCGUCAACUACUACAGCUGCAACUUCAUCCUCUGGGAGCUGUCCUCGCCCUUCCUCAACAUCCACUGGUUCUUCGACAAGCUGGGCAUGACCGGCUCGCGCGCACAACUAUACAACGGGCUCAUGCUGAUUGCCACCUUCUUCUCCUGCCGUCUGGUGUGGGGUACCUACCAGUCUGUCAUGGUCGCUCGCGACGUGUGGUCCGCCCUGCACGCCCAACCCGCCAUCCCGGUCUCCCUUUCGCCCGACAAGGUGCUCAACUCCACCUUCCCAGCCCAGUAUGCAGAGACCAUGACAUAUGUGUCGGACUCGACCAGCAUCCCCGGCUGGCUGGCCGUUCUUUACAUCCUCAGCAACCUGACCCUGAACUCGUUGAACUUCUACUGGUUCUUCAAGAUGGUUGACGCUGUCCGCAAGCGGUUCACCCCGAAGGAGAAGGCGGAGCCAAUGGCCCCUAUGAAGGGGCGUGCUGGCGAAACCACGGGCGCGAGCACCGGGAUGGAUGAGAAGGCUCGCCCUCGUCGACGAACCAUUCUCGAUGGUGAGGACGGCGACGAGCCCCCGCACGUCUAG
Molecule: messenger RNA, 1062 nt
Organism: Anthostomella pinea
Lineage: Eukaryota; Fungi; Ascomycota; Sordariomycetes; Xylariales; Xylariaceae
Source: the annotation of a GenBank genome assembly